Molecule: messenger RNA, 2823 nt
Organism: Mercenaria mercenaria
Lineage: Eukaryota; Metazoa; Mollusca; Bivalvia; Venerida; Veneridae
Product: T-cell-specific guanine nucleotide triphosphate-binding protein 2-like
Exons: 2
Coding region: 222-1442 (406 amino acids)
Cellular component (GO): membrane
Molecular function (GO): GTP binding
Source: RefSeq, a predicted model, not a curated record
AAACAAAUAUGUAGUAGGUUGAUACAAUAUGACUUGAUGAAGAGUUAUUCAAACUUAAAGUGUAAAGUAUUGGAAAAGUAGGCUUUGUCUUAAUCAGCAAUUAAUAUGAACAAAAUUACUUGUUUAAAACAUGGCGCUCUUUACUCGCCUUAAUUGUGGACUUAAAUAUAGUGAUAAUGAACGCAAGUGUUAAUUUCUGAUACAUAAAAGGGUCUGAUGCAAUGGAAAAAGAUUCCUUGUUGUUUGAGCUAUCGGUAAAUGAAGACGAUGCUAAAGAGGUCAAGGAUCAUUUUGAAGACAAUGGUUAUAAAGGACUCAAAGAGCUGUUAGUGAAGAAACGCGACCAAUGGGUAGAUGUUCCAAUUCAUGUUGCUCUUUCAGGCACGCUGGGUGCUGGAAAGUCUAGUUUCAUCAAUAAUAUAAGAGGAAUAAAAGCAGAUGAUAAAAUUGGAGCAGCUUUAAACUAUGGUCAAACUACAAUAGAACCGAUACCGUAUUCUCAUCCGAACAAGCAUUAUCUCAAAUUCUGGGACUUGCCACAAUUAGGUUCAAGAGCUUUUACAAAGGACCUUUACUUUAAGAACAUAAAGGCUGAUAGAUAUGACUACUUCCUGAUAUUCGGGAAGUCUACGUUCACUGAAGAUGAUUUCUGGUUUGCUAGUCAACUGUAUUCGUUGAACAAAAAGUUCUACUUUGUUUGUACUCAUGUUGAUAUAUGCGUGGAAAAAGCACUAGAAGAAAAUAAAAAAUCUGACCCGAGAGAUGUUCAGAAUAAAACAUUGAAUACUAUAAGAGAGGGACUUGCCAAAUCUGUCAAAGAUGCGAAAAUUAAAGCGGAUUACAUUUAUCUCAUAACCACAUCAGAUGUUCGUAAAUAUGAUGGCCCUAGGUUAGCGGAUGCAAUGAUAGGUGAUUUGUCGGAACGGAAAUGGGAGGCAAUGGCAUUGACCAUACACGUGUAUGCGAAGGGGGUGAUGCAGCAAAAGAGACGCGCUUUGCAGAAGCGGGUAUGGAUUAUCGCUUUGAUGUCGGGUCUUGAAAAUGCUUGUCACAUCUAUGGACUUUCGUUCUAUUUGGAUUUAGAACCCGUUAUAGCGGAAGUACAAGAAUAUAGGCGACAAUUUGGUUUGGAUGAUGCUUCAAUUUUGAAAAUUGCUCGAUCGUUAGACACAACGGUUGAAAGCCUCAAAAAGGCGUCUGCGUUUAAAACAAAUUAUUCCCAAUUAGCAGAUGGAGGGCUUUUGAAUCAGUAUAAGACGUUGAGCGUGUAUGAUGUGGCAGACGGUAUCACUCAAAGCUUCUCACCAAUUCUCGGCGGCUUGAUAUCCGGGAACUCAUCUUUUGGAUCUACAUAUUAUGUUCUAAACAGACUUCUGGACAUGAUGGAAACCGACGCGUUGCGAAUGAUUGAAUAUGUGAAAUACAGGAGCGCUGAGUUAUGAAACCGCCAAAUAUAUUCACAUUUUAGGGUUGUACUUUAGGAGAUUAAUAUAUGCAUUCGGUUGAUGAAAAUCUUUGAAAAUGAAACAAAUAUCAAGUUAAUUAUUUGUAAAAAUUAUACGAUUUUUUAUGGAUACUGAAAUUAUAUAAAGGCAACGUGCGGAAUGUUUGCUUUACAUUGUGAAAUGUCUCAUACUGUUAUCAUGAAGUGAAAGACGUACUGUAGCAGAAUAUUUGUAUCGCGUUUGAAAGUUAGAAUUGGCUAUACAGAAUUUCCGUAUAGUUUCGCCUGAAUGUGUUUAUUCAAUUAAAGAAGUUAUCAGAUUUAAAUUGAAUAUUUCAUUAACAUAUGUUUUACAUAAACUUGAAUCAGACAUAUUUUAGAAUUAUAAAUAUCAAAUAUACAAAGUGAUCUUUGCAAUCAGUCUUUAAUCAAUAGAUAGACACUCGUGAGAUAGUUCAGCUCUCUGUAUAUGGAGGUAAAUAAAUUAUCUAUCGCGGGUACAAAACAAAAUGGAUACUCGAUAUGUUAUUGCCAUGGCUGAACUUCGAUCCUAUAACUGUAUAAUAAGCAGUUUUAGAUCGUAUUUCAUUGACAUUAGGGAAUCAGCCAAGCAAAGUUUACAGAUGUUGUGGAUAAACAAAAGAUAAAUAAUACAAAAAGAAUGCAGAUAUCAAAGUAGUGUUAAAUGUUUGGCAAGGAUGUGGGUACAUUAGUAACUUUAUUCGUGAGCUAAUGUAUUGUUCUCUAUGACAUUAGAUAGACGGUAGUAAUUAAGUGUUAAUAUAAUACAUUUAGUUUUGACGUCUUCUUUCUUGUAUGAAAUAUGCACCGUGUAUACGGCUGUACAUUAAUUUAUUUACUUGUGCAAAAUUUCAUAUAAGGCGUAAAACUUGUUUGUUUCCGGUAUCCUAAAUUUUUCGCCCGGUUCUAAUUUUUUAUGGCCUUGGAGAUUUUAUUCCAACUCUUUUACAAAAAGUUGUAAAACUACACUUUUUAUAAUUUCCUCCACCUUUUUUACACACGCAUCUAUUUCAGCUGGAUUUUUACUUGAAAAAUGCCCAUAAUUCCACUUUAAACAUGGUCAGUGAUGUUAGAAAUCAUCUUACUGAUGCUCUAAAGGCAUAACCCCUUAUCUGUAUUCAUUUCUGACACAAAAAUAAUUUCCGAAAAAAAAAACUCUUGAUAAAAAGAUUUAAAAAACAAUUACCUACCUAUCCUAUUUUUUAGCAUGUUACUGGAAACAAACUUUUUUUAGGCCCAAUUAUGUUUGAAUGUAGCAUUUUUGUAUACAUGUACAUGGCAUUGUCAAAAUAGUUAGCUGUUAAAGUAACAUAAUUAUUAUGCAAAUAUUUAGUUUAUAAUAUAAAUUACUUUAUACA